This is a messenger RNA of Cervus elaphus (red deer), 5242 nucleotides long. RefSeq names its product CHM Rab escort protein (gene CHM). The coding region runs from base 152 to 2020 and encodes 622 amino acids. NCBI's taxonomy places the organism in Eukaryota, Metazoa, Chordata, Mammalia, Artiodactyla, Cervidae. Gene Ontology annotation, biological process: vesicle-mediated transport; protein geranylgeranylation; intracellular protein transport. The transcript is spliced from 15 exons. Gene Ontology annotation, cellular component: Rab-protein geranylgeranyltransferase complex; cytoplasm; nucleus. Gene Ontology annotation, molecular function: GDP-dissociation inhibitor activity. The record is from RefSeq and is a predicted model, not a curated record.
AAGUGGCCAGAGGGUUCUGCAUGUUGAUUCGUCACUGAAAUCUGUAUGACAGGAGCUUCAUUUGCAGAUGACAAUUCUUGCACAAGGAGGAUUUUUGCCCAUAGUGCUCAAACAGAGGCUAGAUUGAUUGAGACAGCUCCUUGCAGAAAUCAUGAUAUAUCAGCAUUUCUCUAGAAGAAGCUACUAUGGAGGAAACUGGGCCAGUUUUAGCUUUUCAGGUCUGUUGUCCUGGCUAAAGGAACACCAGGAAAACAGUGAUGUUGUGAAUGAAUGUCCAGCAUGGCAAGAGAAGAUCCUUGAAAAUGAAGAAGCUAUUGCUCUUAGCAGGACAGACAAAACCAUUCAACAUGUGGAAGUGUUUUGUUAUGCAAGUCAGGAUUUGCAUGAAGAUGUUGAAGAAGCUGGUGCACUACAGAAAAAUCACGCUUCUGUGACAUCUGUGAACUCCACGAAAGCUGCAGAUUCUGCCUGCCUGCCUACAGAAGAUGAGUCAUUAAGCACUACAAGCUGUGAAAUACACACAGAACAAACUCCAAGCAGUGAUCCAGAGAGACCCGUAGAAGUAAAUGAUGUUCAAGUGACAGGGGAAAAAGAAAACCACUGUGAUGAUAAAACUUGUGUGCCCUCAACUGCAGAAAAAGAAACAAGUGAAAAUGUGCCUGUGGCUGAAGACAUAGCAGAACAGCCAAAGAAAAAUCGGAUUACUUACUCUCAAAUCAUUAAAGAAGGCAGGAGGUUUAAUAUCGAUUUGGUAUCAAAGCUAUUGUAUUCUCGAGGAUUGCUGAUUGAUCUUCUAAUCAAAUCUAAUGUUAGUCGAUAUGCAGAGUUCAAAAAUAUUACCAGGAUUCUUGCCUUUCGAGAAGGAAGAGUGAAACAGGUUCCUUGCUCCAGAGCAGAUGUCUUUAAUAGCAAACAACUUACUAUGGUAGAAAAGCGAAUGCUAAUGAAGUUUCUCACAUUUUGUAUGGAGUAUGAGGAACAUCCUGAUGAAUAUAAAGACUUCGAGGAAAUUACAUUUUCUGAAUAUUUAAAAACUCAAAAAUUAACCCCCAACCUCCAAUAUUUUGUCCUGCACUCAAUUGCAAUGACAUCAGAGACAGGCAGCAGUACCAUAGAUGGUCUCAAAGCUACCAAAAACUUUCUUCACUGUCUUGGACGAUAUGGCAACACUCCAUUUUUGUUUCCUUUAUAUGGUCAAGGAGAACUCCCUCAGUGUUUCUGCAGAAUGUGUGCAGUGUUUGGUGGAAUCUAUUGUCUUCGCCAUUCAGUACAAUGCCUUGUAGUGGACAAAGAAUCUGGAAAAUGUAAAGCAAUCAUAGAUCAGUAUGGUCAGAGAAUAAUCUCUAAGCAUUUCCUUGUGGAAGACAGUUAUUUAUCUGAGAACACAUGCUCACAUGUGCAAUACAGGCAGAUCUCCAGGGCAGUCUUGAUUACAGAUAGAUCUGUUCUCAAAACAGAUUCAGAUCAACAGAUUUCCAUUUUGACAGUGCCAGCAGAGGAACCAGGAACUUUUGCUGUUCGAGUCAUUGAGUUAUGUUCGUCAACAAUGACAUGCAUGAAAGGCUCAUAUUUGGUUCAUUUGACUUGUACAUCUUCUAAAACAGCAAGAGAAGAUUUAGAACCAGUUGUGCAGAAAUUGUUUACUCCAUAUACCGAAACGGAGAUAGAAAAUGAAGAAGUUGAAAAGCCAAGACUUCUAUGGGGUCUUUACUUCAAUAUGAGAGAUUCUUCAGAUGUCAGCAGGAACUCUUAUAAUGAUUUACCAUCCAACGUUUAUGUCUGCUCUGGCCCAGACUGUGCUUUAGGAAAUGAUAAUGCAGUCAAACAGGCUGAAGCACUUUUCCAACAAAUCUGCCCCAAUGAAGACUUCUGUCCACCCCCACCGAAUCCUGAAGACAUUAUCCUUGAUGGAGACAGUUUACAACCAGAGGCUUCAGAAUCCAGUGCCUUACCAGAGGCCAACUCAGAGACUCCCAAAGAAAGCUCAAAUCUGAGAAACCCAGAGGAGCCCUCUGAAUAACCAGUAUAUACCAAACUGGAUACCACACUGUGGAAAAUCCUCCUAGCCUGAGAGUCUUCUUGAUGGAAGAACUGUUUGAAAAAUGUUACACAACAGCAGCCAGUUAACAUGCGGAAUUACCAAGAAAAACAAUAAAAGAGAUCCAAAAGGGGAUUUUCCUUAAAGAGGACAUUCUAAGACCACAAAAUACUUUGUAAAGCACAUUGACUUGCCUGCUUUAAGAUACCAAACCUGUGGAAUUAGCAGAUAAAAAUUAUAAAGUGGAUUGAUUUCCAGAAAUACAGCUAUGUUUAUGAAAGUGAUCCUAUGCAUUGUUAGUAAUUCUGUGGUAUUAGGACAGGUUUUGCCUGCCACUUUGCUUGAAAGCCACAUAUUUGGAAUUGGCUCACAAAUUUCCUUUGAUUGUUUGAGUUAUAUUUUCUCUAUGGGUGUGAGCAUCGUGACACAAAUGAUGAAAGUAUAUGUAGAUAUAGUUGAAAAAAAUUAAAAUGUCAUAAUCCAAGCAGGAGCCUAUGUUUGAAAUAGAGGUUUGUUUUGUUCUCUAUCUUGAGGAGAAUUGAAGAUACUAUAUUAAAGUAGACACUUUUACAAACAAGUCAUGAGUCUAUUACUCAGUGUUUUUUUUUUUAAGUGUUAAUAGUAUUUGUAUUUGAGUCCUGAACAUUCUACGAAAGCUCAGUACUGGAGAAAUGGAAGGAAAGAUUUAAAUAGGCUCCUUUGGUGUUUGGAAAUUCUUUCUAGUUGAGUACCUGGAGCACUAACCUGAUUGUCUAUGGACCUAAUUUCAUCCUAGCUAUGCUGAUAUUAGGCAAAUGUGAUGAUGAUAUUUGCAAACUGAUGAUAUUUGCAAAUUGCCUAAUAUUAGGCAAAUUAUUUACUUUCUGCACCUCAGUUUCUCUACAUGUCUACUGAGUGAGAAUGAUUUUGAAGAUAUAUGCAGUACUAUCCUUAGAAUGAUUUUUCUGGAAUAAAAGUUCUUUCAGAAUUUUCUCAUUGACUUGGGGGUGAAUAUCAGAUCUCAUGCAGCGAAUAAUUGUUUGCUGUCACUUCCCCCAACAAUAAAUCAUAGUGUUUUUAUUGCAUUAAGCUUUUAAAAUAAAAAUCUAUUUCUUAAAUUAGUAUUUAAUAGUCUUAUAGAAAAGUAAACAAAGUAACAUAUAGAAUUAUGGUUUUAAAUCUUAAUAAGGAAAACACUCUAUAAACUCUUCAUAUUCCUUUUCUAGUAGUUGGACCUGAAACCACCAAGGACUCUAAACAGAAUAUGACAAUUGAUAAACCCUAAUAUGCACUUAGCAUAAAAAUAUAAGGGCUGUGAAUAGACGGCAAAUCUAGGUACAGUGAGUGCCUAUAUUAAAAUUUUUCCAAAUGCUGAGCUCUGAUGGUUUACCUUCUUUGAGCAAUAGUUUGGACUUAACAACUUAUUUUGAAUAAAUAAAUUCAUUAAAAGUGGAUUGUCAUGCAGUCUGGCCUGUAUUGCUGAUCAGAGAGCCAUGGCUACAGUGGAAAGCACAUAGUUCUUACAUUCUUCAGCUGCAGCAGGGCUUUGACCUCUCCAGAUUUCAGCGAUCUCAAAGGAAGCCGGCUCUUUCAGGUCACAGACUCAUGAGAAACGGAAAGAAUGUAGCUCUUGCCUCACCUUUUAAACCCCCAGCAGGGUUUAAAUUCAGCAGAUACAGCUGAAUCCAGAGGAAAACCUCCCAAGCCUCUCAGGCUACUCCUAACCCCUCUCCCCAUUGCACAGCCUUUCCCUGAUCUCUUUAAUCCCCUCUAUCCCUCUCUUCCCUUUUUAUAAUGUUAUACAAAUCAGGGACAAUAAAAUUACAUUAUAACCUACUUCGUUAUGUGAAUUCAGAUCUGUCUUAAAUUAUAUUUCCUGAAACCCAACUAUGGCAUGCGCUAAAUGCACAAUACACACCUAUAAGCACUGGGUAUUGGCCCUGCCCUGCAGUACCAGCAAUAUAAAAGUUUCCACUAUAUGAGAGCAUUGAGUUUGAAUACAAAUGCAGUAAGCUGCACCAAUUAAAAUAUUGUACUUUGUUAUAGUCUUAGAGUUAAGACCUCUUGAUAAAUCAUGCACACUUAUGUAAACAGCCAAUCAGGGUAGACCCAGAAUAACUAGGAAAAUUCUGAUAGCUUUACUAUAGUUCUCUGAACAAUGAAGGAGAUACUCUGUGGUCUUGUGGCCCAAUCUAUACAGUACCCUAUUUCAUCCAUUAGCCAGUAUCAGAAUUUCUCUUCUGGAUUGUUUAUUAAUACUGUUGAAAUGUUUAAAAGCUCCUGAACAUCAUUAGUGAUGAUUAAGAUAAUAUACAGCUGUUUAAAACUUUGUGUUAAAUAACUUUAGAUACUUCCUCUUGCCUCAGAAUGUAAUAGAAAUUAUUCUAAGAACAUUCUUUUCAGCUGUCUUACUGCAAAUACUUGUUUUCAUAGCUUUAAAGAAAAGCCUUUUGGUUUUAUUGUAAAACUGUAAGCCUGAAGUCAUAUUAAUAAAAUUUAGAUGUUUGUACAUGAUGCAGAAAUUUCAUUAGCUAAUUUUAAAUUUUGAAAAUUGCUAUUAUCAAAGAAUUGUUAUUCCUGUGUUUAAAAUGUUGUGUUAUGCAUGCUUAUUAGCCAAGAGUAAUAAUAUCAUUCAGUUUAGUCAUCAAUAUGAAAACAGAUUACUAACCCUAUGUUGCUACUGUAUUUUUGUCUAGUUGGUAUGCCUGCCCAGAAAAACAUACAUACAUACAUACAUAUAUAUAUAUAAAAUAAACAUAUAUUUUUCUACAGGAAAACUGAGUUAUAAUUUCCCUAUCUACUAUUAUACUUAGCUGCUUAUAGAAAAAUGGUCAUGUUAAUGGUUAACUUCUGGAAUCAUAAUUUCUGAGAUUGGCAGCCCUCUGCCCAAAAUAAUGGCCAUGCUAAUGAUUAAUUUCUGUUACAGCUAUAGUUCUGGAGAAAGCAAAGUAUGUCUAAAGUCCUAAAAACCUCAAAAAAAAUUUUUGUUGAAAUUAUUGCUAAAUAGUAAUGAUCCUUCAAAGCAAUUAUCUUUUUUUCUUUAAAAAUAUUUAAUAUGGUUGAAAAAUAGCAACAUACAUUUACUGCUAUUAGGAUAAUUUCUCUCAACUCUUGAUUGGUUUUCUAAAGUGCAUUUCAGAAAGCAUGAAUAUAUGGUUAUUCAUUAAUUUGCACACUGUAACAGUAAGUUUUCAGAGGAAAUAAAGUCUGUUUUAAUGCCUUUCA